AUGGCGGCAGGGGCGGAGCCGUUAAAUAUGGCGGCGGGGUGGCCGGUGCGGCCUCUCGCCAACGGCCGCGGUCUGCCCGUGCUGGGGCUCGGUACUUCGCAUCGUGGUGGCUAUUCCCACGAUGCUGUGGUUUAUGCCCUGCAAACAUGUGGCAUUCGUCAUAUUGACACAGCCAAAAGAUACGGCUGUGAGUCCCUUCUCCAACAAGCCAUCCGAGCCAGCGGGGUGAGGCGGGAGGAGCUCUGGAUAACGACCAAGCUGUGGCACAGUGACUAUGGCUAUGAAAGCACAAAAAGAGCCUGCUUGGAGUCAUGUAAACGACUCGGUGUUGAGUAUCUUGAUCUGUAUUUGAUACACUGGCCUGGUGCACAUGUUCCAGGUAAAAGCAAUCGGGAGGUCCGAGCUGAGACCUGGAGAGCCAUGGAGGAGCUCUAUGAGGAAGGUUUAUGUAGAUCAAUUGGUGUAAGCAACUUUCUUAUCAGGCAUCUUGAGCAGCUAGAGGAAGACUGUGCGAUUAUCCCACAUGUCAAUCAGGUUGAAUACCAUCCUUUCCAAAGACCUCAGGAGCUGGUAGAUUAUUGUAGGAACAAAAAUAUUGUUUUUGAAGGCUAUUGCCCUUUAGCCAAAGGUGAAGCCCUCACUCAUCCUACUGUUAUCCAGCUGGCCAAGAAGUAUGGCAGAACUCCAGCACAGAUCUGCAUACGCUGGAGUAUCCAGAAUGGGAUUGUCACUAUUCCAAAAUCCACAAGACCAGAAAGGGUACAGGAAAACUGCAAGGUGUUUGAUUUCACGAUAGCAGAGGAUGAUGUUGGGAUUCUGAACAGCCUGCACGAUGGCAGACACGUGUCCUGGGACCCCAGCCUUGUGGAGUGAACCAAGGUUUUGAUGUUAAUCUGCGGGAAGAAGAUACGGAAUUUCUGAACACCACGAGUAUCAAUAGGAAACUAAUUCAGCUGAUGUAUCCGCUGUGGGAGGGCUCAUUUCAAGGCAGAUUGUUCCCAGCUCCGAAGUGGUGCUCCUGAAACAUUAGUGCAUUUUGGAACUAAUCAGUCAGUCUGAAUGUUUCUCUUGAGUAUUCAGAUCUCCUAUCAAUGGCUGAGAUUUACUAAUAUGAUAAAAAAUAAUAAAAUUAUUUUA
Messenger RNA from Nothoprocta perdicaria, 1137 nucleotides. RefSeq lists its product as uncharacterized. The coding region runs from base 1 to 873 and encodes 290 amino acids. The record is from RefSeq and is a predicted model, not a curated record. Lineage: Eukaryota; Metazoa; Chordata; Aves; Tinamiformes; Tinamidae. The transcript is spliced from 8 exons. Gene Ontology annotation, molecular function: oxidoreductase activity.